Messenger RNA from Cotesia glomerata, 1161 nucleotides. RefSeq lists its product as uncharacterized. The transcript is spliced from 2 exons. The record is from RefSeq and is a predicted model, not a curated record. Lineage: Eukaryota; Metazoa; Arthropoda; Insecta; Hymenoptera; Braconidae. The coding region runs from base 1 to 1161 and encodes 386 amino acids.
AUGGCGGAAAUCUUAGAUAUAAAAAAAUCGAUUAUUUUUGAUGAGUCUAUUGCACACUGUGAAGCUCAUUUACACCUACGAUACGCAUUAUCAACGUUCAACAACAGUGAUGAAAUCAGGAUUGCUGUUCAGCAUCAAGAUCUGUGCUUGCUCCCAAGCAAGAGCACAUUACAUUUUUAUGGAAGAAUGAGGAAAGCUGAUGGUACUGCUGUAAGUGCUACUACGAAGAUGGUCAACAUGGCUGUUUGUCAUAUGUUUGAAGAGAUACGUUAUGAGCUCAAUGGUGUAGAAAUUGACAGAUGUAAGAAUGUGAGUAUCACCAGUGUUAUGAAAGGAUACGCUUCUCUGAGUCCGGAACAACAAAAUAUUCUAGAAAAUGCUGGUUGGAUUGUUAAUGAAGAUGACAACAAGCUGACUGAUAAUAGCGGUUACUUUGAUGUCUCACAUGAAUUGAUACUGAUCAGAUCAAACACUGAUCAAAAUGCUUACGUUGUUACCGCUGCAGCACCUGACAAUGUUACAAUUACAAUCCAAAAAAUUGAGUGGAUUGUACCGUAUAUAGCAGUGUCUGACAAACAAAAAAUCGAGGUGUUGAAUUACAUAACCUCUGAUCCAGCUAUCCCAAUCAGUUUCCGGACUUGGGAAUUAUAUGAGUAUCCACUGCUACCAGCUACCAACAAGCAUAUUUGGGUAAUCAAAACAACCAACCAGCUUGAGAAACCUCGUUUUGUCAUCCUUGGAUUCCAAACAGCAAGAAAGAAUCAAUCGAAUCAAAACGCAAGCGAGUUUGAUCACUGCAGCAUAAGAGACAUUAAGCUGUUCUUGAACUCUCAGAGUUAUCCAUAUGGAAAUUUGAACCUCAACAUUGUGCAUAAUCAAUAUGCCUUGAUGUAUGAUAUGUACACAAAUUUUCAAAGUGCUUACUACGGGAAAGAAGCUGAACCGCUAUUGGCUAAGAAGAAUUUUCUGAAUACAGCACCUCUGUAUAUAAUUGACUGUUCCAAGCAGAACGAGUCAAUCAAGUCUGGACCUGUGGAUAUACGCCUGGAGUUUGAAUCGUCAGCACAGUUUCCAAAUCAAACUGCUGCUUACUGUUUAAUAAUACAUGAUCACAUCAUUGAAUACAAUCCAAUCAGCAGCACUGUAAGAAAACUUACGUAG